This is a messenger RNA of Aphanomyces invadans, 2118 nucleotides long. RefSeq lists its product as hypothetical. Bases 16 to 1452 code for a protein of 478 amino acids. The record is from RefSeq and is a predicted model, not a curated record. Gene Ontology annotation, molecular function: dolichyl pyrophosphate Glc2Man9GlcNAc2 alpha-1,2-glucosyltransferase activity. The transcript is spliced from 14 exons. NCBI's taxonomy places the organism in Eukaryota, Oomycota, Saprolegniomycetes, Saprolegniales, Verrucalvaceae. Gene Ontology annotation, biological process: dolichol-linked oligosaccharide biosynthetic process; protein N-linked glycosylation. Gene Ontology annotation, cellular component: endoplasmic reticulum.
CACAAAUUGUACGCCAUGCGAAUGUCCUGCGCAGCCGGUGCGACCGUCUUGGCCGUUGGGCUCUCCUACGUUGGGGUGGCGUGGUUGUUCUGCAUGCAUGCUCCGCUUGCGUAUAUGGACGAAGUCUUUCACUUUCCGCAGACCCAGCGCUACUGCGAGGGACGUUGGGAUGUUUGGGACCCCAAGAUCACAACAUUUCCUGGUCUUUACAUUGUUGGAACGUGGCUUGGCACUGCGGUUCACUUCACCCAGUCAUUCGUUCAGCACGAUUCACCGCUCUGUUCGUUGACUGUGCUCCGCAGUGCCAACGUCCUUUUCAGCCUCGGCAGCCUCUUCUUGAUCGUCAAAUUGCGCUCCAUGAAGUAUUCGGCUAGCACGGCCACGACAGGGAUCGUCCACGGAGUCGCGAUUGCUCUGUUUCCUGUCCAUUACUUCUUCUCUUUCUUGUACUACACGGACGCUGGAGCUCUCUUCUUCGUCCUCGUCAUGUACUAUUUCGCCCAAGUCGGUCGAACGGAUCGUCUCCGUAGAGGCGCCUGGACAACGUCCAACCUCAUCAGCGUCGCAAGUGGCUUUGCUGCCGUCGGGUUUCGCCAGACAAAUGUUAUCUGGGUCGUCUUUGUUGUGGGCUCUGAAAUCGUCAGCGACUUGGAAGCCGCCCAUGCGACGGCUCUGUAUGGACCGGGCGAUGGUGCUGCAGCUUCGACUGCCGUUGGGCUCGACUCGACGCUGCUUGCGUUUGUGGUCGUCUUACUCAAAAACAGUCGACGACUGUUCACGUUGUUCUGGCCCCACCUGUCGAUUUUGGUUGCAUUUGGCAUAUUUCUCGUCUACAACGGGUCGAUCACUGUGGGCGACAAGGCCAACCACGUGGCUACGUUUCACUUUGGUCAGAUCCUGUACUUUAGCGUCGUCUGCGCCAGUGGCCUCGGCCUCGCGUGCUUGGAUCCUCAGAACGUGGGCCGUUUCUUCAAGACCUUGGGCCACCGCCAAUCCGUUGGUUGGGCAUUUCUUGUCGGGGCCAUCUUCCUUGGCCUCAUCUUUUGCUUCAGCGACGUCCACCCGUUCAUGUUGGCCGACAACCGCCACUUCACAUUUUACAUUUGGAAGCGCUUCUUCCUCAAACACCCCCUGAUGAAGCUCGUGCCGGCUCCAUUGUAUGCGUACUGCCUGUGGUUGCUCUGGCAAAACUUACGCGCGGCCACGUCCCCUCUGCGCGCGACCGUGUUCUUCGUCGCGACGGCGCUCGUCUUGAUCCCAACUCCGUUGGUCGAGCCUCGGUACUACAUCGUGCCUUUCGUACUCUACCACGUCAACGCAAAGAACCAACCGCUGCACCACCUCGUGUGGAUCUCGGUCAGCUAUGGCGUUGUCAACGCCUGGACGAUUUCCAUCUAUUUGUUCAAGCCAUUCACGUGGCCCGACGGGACCGAAGCCAGGUUUAUGUGGUAAAGAUGAACAGCGAUCGUCAAUCCGCCCAGCGAGGGACGAGCCACGUUGUCAGAAAUCGUACUUCACUGCCUUCAAGUACAGACCAUGGGCAGGGGCCAUGCGAGGCGCAAGCUGCCGGUUGCGGCCGUCGAGAAUUCGCCCAAUGUCAUGGGGUUGCAACCUGUGUUGGCCGACGUCGACCAGAGCGCCGACAAUGUUGCGCACCAUGUGAUACAAGAACGACGGAGCGGACGCUUCCACGUUGAUCAGUUGCAAGUCGUUGCCAAAUGCAAAAUUGGAGGGAAGGUCGACGACUUGGACGCCAACGUGGUCCACGGUUUUGACCGGUGUCAGCGCUUGGCACUUGAUUCCGCGAAAGCUCGUAAAGUCAUGUUUCCCCACGAAGUACGAACACGCCUCGGCCAUGGCGUUGACGUCGAGAGGCAUGGGCACGUGCCAUGCCGUGUCUCGGGUGAAGAGCGUCGACGGAGUCAAGUUCUUGGCCCAUAGCCUCGCCUCGGAUCGCUCUCUCGGAGCGUAGAUCUGAUAGAUGUAGUCUCGCCCGCUCGCGUGGAACCGCGAGUGAAAGUCCAUCGACACCGCUUCUACUUUUCGUAUCACGAUAGGUUGGUUGUGCUCGCGGAGCAACGAAUUCAUGCAAUUACGAACGACCUCGGGGGAAUGGGG